Molecule: messenger RNA, 3843 nt
Organism: Parnassius mnemosyne (clouded apollo)
Lineage: Eukaryota; Metazoa; Arthropoda; Insecta; Lepidoptera; Papilionidae
Source: the annotation of a GenBank genome assembly
AUGGCUCUUCAGCAAGGAUCUUCAAGAAACAAGCGUUUUGGUCAAAUAUUAUUUUGGAUCGUUAUUGGAUUUAACGUUGCCGAUCAAAGUUCACUGCCAUUGAAAUACGAAGCACCUGAUGAUUGUCAGUGGUGGCUAAGAGGACCAAACGACGCCCACGAAGUUUCCCUUACAUGUAAGCUUCGUACUAUAAAUAGUGAGUUUGACACGACUAACUUUAGUGUCAUUCCGUCAGAGCACACAACGUCACUAAGGAUAGAGUGUAAUGAAGAAAUGAUGUAUAAGAGUUCAUUAGAUGACAGAAGUUUUGCGCAUUUAGUAAAAUUACGUGAACUUGUUUUGGAUAACUGUAAAAUUGGAAGAUGGCCGCCUGGCGUGCUUUCCGGUCUUAAAGAUCUUCGAAAUUUAACGAUUCGGACGAAAAACACCGAGUGGGCUGCUAUGAGUUUGGAGAUAGCAUCUGAAAGUUUUACAGCUGUACGGCAUUUGGAGAAGUUAGAUCUUAGUUUUAAUAAUAUUUGGUCGUUCCCUGAAAACCUGUUUUGCCCAUUGACUAAUUUGGUUUAUUUAAAUGUGUCUUCAAAUCGACUGCAAGACGUAAGCGAUCUGGGUUUUAGAGAACGAGCAGUGCACCAGGCUUUAAUAAGUGACCAGGAUGGACCAGCACCAUCGGCAUCAUCUAUGUCCCAUGCAUCGUGCUCAUUAGACAUAGAAGUCUUAGACGCCUCGAGCAAUCAUUUUGUGCUUAUGCCAGAAAAUGGGUUUAUGGCUCUGCGAAGGUUAAAAGAAUUGCACAUUCACGACAAUGAAAUUUCAAUGGUUGCCGAUAAAGCUUUAGCAGGCUUAAAACUAUUACAAAUAAUUGAUCUCUCCAAUAACAAAAUCGUGGCUCUCCCUCAAGAUUUAUUUAGAGAUUGCAGACCUGGCAUAAAAGAAAUAUACUUACAAAAUAAUUCCAUAAGUGUACUUUCACCGAGUCUUUUUGCCAACUUAGACCAAUUGUUAGCGUUAGAUUUAUCUAACAAUCAUUUAACAAGUACCUGGAUAAACGAAAAUACAUUCACCGGCCUUAUAAGGAUGGUAUUGUUAAACUUAUCCAACAAUAGGCUAACGCUGUUGGAUCCGAAAAUAUUUAAAGAUCUUUAUACAUUGCAAAUAUUAAAUAUUCAACAUAAUAUGUUAGAGAGCAUUGCUGCAGAUACAUUUGCACCCAUGAGUAACUUGCAUACAUUAAUUUUGUCUUAUAACAAAAUUUCUCACAUUGACGCCUACGCUCUGAACGGUUUAUAUGUGCUAUCUUUACUAUCGGUAGAUAACAACCGCCUCGAAGAAUUGCAUCCUGAAGCGUUUCGCAAUACGUCAUCUUUACAAGAUUUAAAUUUAAAUGGAAAUCGCCUUAAGAAAGUGCCGAUUGCAUUAAGAAAUAUGCGGUUAUUGAGAACUCUAGAUCUUGGAGAAAACCAACUGACUUCAUUAGAAGAGCAUAGCUUUGUUGGAUUACAUAAUGUAUACGGAUUACGACUUAUUGGAAACAAAAUAGAAAAUAUAAGUAAAGAGGUAUUUUCGGACUUACCAACGCUGCAAAUUUUGAAUUUAGCACGUAAUAAACUAAAAUACAUCGAUACGAAUGCCUUUGAAACAUUGACUAAUUUACAAGCCAUUAGACUGGAUGCAAACCAACUCACAGAUAUUCAAGGCUUGUUUGUAAACAUACCAUCAUUGUUGUGGUUGAACGUGUCAGAUAACCAAAUAGAGUGGUUUGAUUACGCUGUUAUUCCUCCUGCUCUUCAAUGGCUAGAUCUUCACAGUAACAACAUCAAGGAGUUGGAAAAUAACUACCGUCUAGAUAAAGAACUGCGUUUACAAACCUUAGACGCAAGCUUUAAUAAAAUGACAAAAGUCUCUGCCUACUCUAUACCCAGCAGCGUAGAGCUCUUGUUCCUAAACGAUAACCAAAUUACACAAGUUGAAGCUCAAACUUUUGUUGGAAAAACCAAUUUAACGAGAGUCGAUUUGUAUGCAAAUCAGAUAACUAGUAUGGAUCUCAAUGCGCUUCGGCUAACACCGGUCGAUCCAGGGCGGCCCCUGCCCGAAUUUUAUAUUGGCGGAAAUCCUUUUCAGUGCGACUGUACAAUGGAGUGGCUACAGCGAAUAAACAAACUUGAUCAUCUUAGGCAACACCCCCGUGUAAUGGAUCUAGAAAGUAUAUAUUGCAAGUUAUUAUAUAAUCGGGAAAGGACCUACAUCCCUCUUAUUGAAGCAGAAUCGUCGCAGUUUUUAUGUACAUACAAAACUCACUGUUUUACAUUGUGCCAUUGUUGUGAUUUUGACGCUUGUGACUGUGAAAUGACGUGUCCAUCGAACUGUACGUGCUACCAUGAUCAGCCAUGGUCGGCCAAUAUUGUGGAUUGUUCUGCCGCAGGGUAUGCUGAGAUACCUAAUAGUAUACCUAUGGAUGCUACGGAGCUGUAUUUAGAUGGUAACAAUUUUGGAGGUUUAACAAGUCAUGCAUUUAUCGGCAGAAAAAAUUUAAAAAUAUUAUAUGCAAACAACUCUAACAUAGACGCUUUGUACAACAAUACAUUUAGUGGACUAAAACGCUUAACUGUACUGCAUUUAGAAAAGAAUAAUAUAAAAGAGUUACUCGGUUUCGAACUAUCUCCUCUAGAGAAUUUGCGAGAGCUACAUUUGCAGGACAAUAAAAUACAUUACAUUGACAAUCGAACCUUUAUGGAAUUGAGGCAUUUGGAAGUGUUACGAUUGGAAGGAAAUAAAAUUUACAGCUUCGCCGUUUGGCAGUUCACAAUGAACCCAUAUUUGGUCGAAAUAAGUUUAUCACGCAACGCUUGGUCAUGUGACUGUCAAUAUAUGCACAAAUUUCGGAACUGGUUUAAAAGUAAUUUAGGCAAAAUUGAAGAUGCGAAUAAAAUAACGUGCAUUUUUGACAACGUUACGAACGCUAUUGGACCACUUAUGGCCGAUUUUAACUCAACAGUGUGCACAAGUCAUGUUGGUGGAAGCUCAUCUAUUAUCGAGAAUCAAGUAAUAAAUGAUUACCUUCCGCUACUAUUGAUAUCGCUCUGCGUCUUUGUCUUGAGCUCAGCCCUAAUAUGUGGCGUAUUUUAUUGGCGGCGCGAGCUCCGGGUCUGGGUGUACUAUCAUUGCGGAUUCAGAAUGUGUUAUAAAAGCACCGCAUUCGACGAAGAAGCCGACAAAGAUCGUCUUUUUGACGCCUACAUUAGCUACAGUGUAAAGGAUGAGGCGUUUGUCGCUCAAAUGUUAGCGCCCGGCCUAGAAUCAUCCGACCCCAGUUUCCGGCUCUGCCUACAUUACCGUGAUUUUAAUGCCUCAGCUUAUGUCGCGGAUACAAUAAUAGAAGCAGUUGAGUCUUCUAAAAGAACCAUUAUAGUCCUAUCAAAAAAUUUUAUUAACAACGAAUGGUGUCGAUUCGAAUUUAAAACAGCGCUACAUGAGGUGUUAAAAGAGAGACGAAGAAGACUGAUAAUCAUAUUGCUCGGUGAACUGCCUAAUAGAGACAUUGAUCCGGAGCUUAGGUUGUGUUUAAAAGCAAAUACGUGUAUAGAGUGGGGUGAUAGACAAUUUUGGCAAAAGUUAAGGUUCGCGAUGCCGGAUUUGAGAAAGUGUCAGUAUCAUCGUUCUACUGUAAAUAUUUACGCAUCGGUGUCACCUGUGGGGGCAGGGCGGGCACCGGCACCGCCUCCGCCCCCGCCACCGGGCAAGCUGCCUCCUUUGCUUGGUGAUGGCCUGGCCAUGCCAGCUGGUGUCCACACACGCGACCCCCACACCCAUCGAAUGCCGCCACAUGCGCAGCUUUGGGCGUAG